Molecule: messenger RNA, 1693 nt
Organism: Chenopodium quinoa (quinoa)
Lineage: Eukaryota; Viridiplantae; Streptophyta; Magnoliopsida; Caryophyllales; Amaranthaceae
Product: mitogen-activated protein kinase kinase kinase 18-like
Exons: 1
Coding region: 239-1672 (477 amino acids)
Biological process (GO): protein phosphorylation
Molecular function (GO): ATP binding; protein kinase activity
Source: RefSeq, a predicted model, not a curated record
UUCUACGUCAACGAAAGUUCUUAACCAACUUUGGUGAGAAAUUUCCUUACGUCAUAUCUCAAUAAACUUUCCUUUUUUCUUUAAUUUCCUUAAUUUUCACACCUCUAUAUAUACCACAUGCCUUUCUCUCUCUUUUUGGUCCAUGUCAAAAAUCCACAACUUUCAAGAAAAACCCUUCAAAAAACACAGAGGAAAUUAAAUCAAAAUUAAAAUAGGAAAGCUUAAGAUCGAAGCUAAAAUGGAAGUCGAAAACUCGAAGUGGGUUCGAGGCAAGAUGAUUGGAAAGGGAAGUUACGGUUCAGUUUGCGUCGGAAUAAGAGAAUCCGACGGUGGUCGUUUCGCGGUGAAAACAGCUUCAAAACAAUCUCUUCAAAGCCUGGAAUCUUUAGAGAACGAGAUUAAAAUUCUCCGUUCUCUUUCCUCAUCUUCUCCGUUUAUCGUUGAGUAUUACGGCGACGAUGAAACGACGUCGCACAGGAAUCUACACUUGGAGUAUCUCCCCGGAGGUGACGUGGCGAGAAUCGGCGGUGUUGACGUGGAGUUAAUCCGAUCGUACGCGUGGUGCUUGGUGAAGGCGUUGAAGGAGGUUCAUUCAAAAGGUGUUGUUCAUUGUGAUAUCAAGGGUAGUAAUGUUUUAGCGGGGCCCACUCAUGGUGUCGUGAAACUCGCUGAUUUCGGGUCGUCAAAAUUUGUUAAUGAUCAAGAAUUUCAAGAUCAAAGGUGUAAGAUUGUGUCACGUGGGAGUCCGCUCUGGAUGGCACCCGAAGCCGUCCGCGGAGAAGCGCAGGGGUUCGAGUCUGACAUAUGGUCAUAUGGAUGUACUGUGAUUGAGAUGUUCACCGGAGUGCCAGCGUGGCAAGAUAAUGGCGCUCGUACUUUGUUUAAAAUCGGGUAUUCGAGUGAAUUACCCGAAUACCCGAAAAAUGUCUCCGAACUCGGAAGGGAUUUCUUGGACAAGUGCUUGAAUCGCAACCCGGAACAACGCUGGAGCUGUGAUCAGCUACUUCAACACCCAUUUUUAGUUCCUGUAACUGUUUCCAAGAUUACAGAGUCUACUCCUAGAAGUAUCCUUGAUUGGAACAAUCUUGAUUUCUCUGAUGACGAAGAAGAAUCAACGCCUUCGUCGUUGUUGUCGUCGUGGUGUGAUGGAUUAUUCGAAGGGGAAUCCUCGGCGAGGGAUAGGGUGGGUAAAUUAGCGAGCACGGUGAUGGUAAAUUGGGAAAGUGACGGUUGGGAGGAGGUAAGAUGUUUAAGGAGCAAGAAAGAAGAGGAGGUUUCGGAGGGGACAAGUUCGGAAUAUUCUGAUUUUGAAGGGGUAAGUUGGACGAUUCCAACGUGGAUAAAUUUAAGUUCAAGUUCUAAUGAUGAUAAUGAUGAGAGAAGUAGUAGUGUUAGCGGUGCGGAUGGCGGCGGUGGACGGUGCGGUCACGGUGAUUCAUGUGGUGGUGGGGAUAUGAUUGAUAGUAAUAGUAAUAAUAAUAUUGAUGAAAGAGAAGAAAUAUUGUUAUUUUUAAAAUCAGUAUUAUUUUUAUUAGUUGUAUUGUACUCUUUUACAAGAAAUACUCGUAAUAAAAGUAUGAGGAAAUAUGAUUACUUGUUUGUUAUUUUUAUUUUCUUGUCAAGUUGGAGUUAUGGAGCAAGUAGUAGUAAUAAUUUUCGUUAUAAUAAAUGAGUUUACUAAUCAAAAAGUCAA